Messenger RNA from Fragaria vesca subsp. vesca, 3996 nucleotides. RefSeq names its product LRR receptor-like serine/threonine-protein kinase GSO1-like. NCBI's taxonomy places the organism in Eukaryota, Viridiplantae, Streptophyta, Magnoliopsida, Rosales, Rosaceae. Gene Ontology annotation, molecular function: protein binding; protein kinase activity; ATP binding. Bases 1 to 3786 code for a protein of 1261 amino acids. The transcript has 2 exons. Gene Ontology annotation, biological process: protein phosphorylation. The record is from RefSeq and is a predicted model, not a curated record.
AUGGCUUCAACAACAACAACAACAACAAAGAUGUCAUCUCUACCGCUUCUUCUCAUUCUCCUUGUCAUUUCUUCUAUUCUUGUUGAGGCAGAGCUCGACAGCAACACGACUCUAAAAGUUCUUUUGAAGGUGAAGAAGUCGUUUUUGGAAGACCCAACAUCCGAAACAGCCUUGCAUGGAUGGUCUGAAAGCAACCCGAAUUUCUGUACUUGGAGAGGAGUGACAUGCGGGUCUGACUCGGUCGGUGACUCGCUCCAAGUGACCGGACUCAACCUCUCCGACUCGUCACUCGGAGGGUCGAUAUCUCCCCAACUCGGUAGUUUGAAGUACCUGCUCCACCUCGACCUCUCUUCUAACGGCCUCAAGGGUCCCAUUCCACCAGCCCUCUCAAACCUCUCUUCCUUGGAAUCUUUGCUCCUCUUCUCCAACCAACUCGGUGGCCCCAUCCCGAGUGAACUCGGCUCGCUGACGAGUCUCCGAGUCAUGAGAAUCGGUGACAAUGAGCUAACCGGGUCCAUUCCGGCCUCAUUUGGUAACCUUGUGAAUUUGGUCACUCUUGGGCUCGCGUCAUGUGGUCUCAGCGGUCCAAUACCGCCCCAACUCGGCCGGCUCGAUCAGCUGGAGAAUUUAAUCCUCCAGCUGAACCAACUCGAGGGUCCAAUCCCGGCCGAGUUGGGAAACUGCACUAGCCUCACUGUGUUCACAGCUGCUCAAAAUAAACUCAACAGCUCGAUUCCCCGGGAAUUGGGCCAGCUCACCAAUCUGCAGCUACUCAAUUUGGUCAACAACAGCCUCUCCGGCGAGAUACCGAGUCAACUCGGUGGGAUGAGUCAACUCGAGUACCUGAAUUUGAUGGGGAACCAACUGGAGGGUGCAAUACCAAAGUCCUUGGCUCAAUUGGGCAAUCUUCAGAAUCUUGAUUUGUCUGUUAACAAGCUCACAGGAGGAAUCCCAGAGGAACUAGGUAACAUGAGUCAGCUGGUUUACUUGGUUUUGUCCAACAACAAUCUCUCUGGUGUUGUACCAAAGACUAUAUGCUCCAAUGCAACAAGUUUGGAGCACUUGAUGAUAUCUGAUGCUCAAAUUUUCGGCGAAAUCCCUGCUGGGCUGAGCCAGUGUCAAUCCCUGAAGCAACUUGACUUGUCCAACAAUUCAAUGAAUGGAUCAAUUCCACUUGAGCUUUAUAGCUUGGUGGAGUUAACUGACCUCUUGCUCCACAACAACAGCUUGGUUGGUUCAAUUUCUCCUUAUAUAGGCAACCUCAGCAAUCUUCUGAGUCUUGUUUUGUAUCACAACAAUUUGCAGGGUCCUCUGCCGAAAGAAAUUGGUAUGCUUGGGCAGCUUGAGAUUUUGUAUCUCUACGAUAACCAGCUCAGUGGUGAAAUACCAAUUGAGAUUGGAAAUUGUUCGAGUUUGCAGAUGAUUGAUUUCUAUGGAAACAAGUUCAGUGGGGAGAUUCCGAUCACUAUUGGGAGGCUCAAGGAUUUGAACUUUCUUCAUAUCAGGCAGAAUGAGCUAGUGGGUGAGCUUCCUGCCACAUUGGGAAACUGUCAUCAACUAACUAUCCUGGACUUGGCGGAUAACCAUUUGUCUGGUGGCAUUCCUAUUACAUUUGGGUCUCUUCAAGCAAUGGAGCAGUUCAUGCUGUACAACAAUUCACUUGAAGGUAAUCUUCCUGAAACAUUGGUUAAUAUGGUGAAUUUGACUAGAGUGAAUCUGUCAAAAAACAAAUUGAAUGGAAGCAUUGCUGCAUUGUGUAGCUCGAAUUCAUUCCUUUCUUUUGAUGUCACUGACAAUGCAUUUGAUGGUGAGAUUCCUCCCCAUCUGGGUAAUUCAACCUCCCUUGAGAGGUUGAGAUUGGGGAACAACCAGUUUACGGGUCCAAUCCCGGUGACAUUGGGAAAAAUCAGUGAGCUAUCGCUGCUAGAUGUGUCAGGGAAUUCACUCACCGGAUCCGUGCCAGCUGAGUUUUCAUCCUGCAAGAAACUGUCCCAUUUUGAUUUGAACAACAACCUUCUGUCUGGCACUAUCCCAGUAUGGCUUGGAAGUUUGCCUCAGCUAGGAGAAUUGAAGCUUUCCUCGAAUCACUUCACAGGGACACUUCCCCAAGAGUUGUUCAAUUGUUCUAAACUGCUAGUGCUUUCUUUGAAUGACAAUUUGCUCAAUGGAACCCUCCCUGCUGAGAUUGGUAACUUGGAUUCUCUUAAUGUCUUAAACCUCAACCACAACCAAUUCUCGGGACCAAUCCCUCCAGCCAUUGGGAAGCUAGGCAAUCUCUAUGAGCUUAAGCUCUCACAGAACAGCUUUGAUGGUGACAUACCCUAUGAGGUCGGACAACUCCAAAAUCUUCAGAGCAUGUUAGACCUCAGUUACAAUAAACUGAGUGGUCAGAUCCCGGCCUCUAUUGGGACACUCUCAAAACUUGAGGCACUUGAUCUAUCUCACAAUCAACUUAAUGGAGAAGUCCCCUCUACUAUUGGUGCGAUGAGUAGCUUGGGAAAGCUUAAUCUCACUUACAACAAUCUGGAAGGAAAACUAAGCAAGCAACUCUCACACUGGCCAGCCGAGGCCUUUGUAGGGAAUUUACAUCUUUGUGGGAACCCUCUUGGUAGCUGCAAUGGCAGCAAGAACCAGUCAGGUCCAAAUGAAGCGACUGUGGUCGUCAUCUCUGCAUUAUGCACAUUAGCUGCAAUUGCUCUGCUAAUAUUUGGAGCUGCUUCUUUCUUGAAACACAAGCGAGAAGCUUUUAGAAAAUCCAGUGAAGUGAACUAUGUGUACUCAUCGAGUUCUUCUCAUACUAAGCGGAGACUGCUAUUUUCAAAUGGUUCUGUCAAGCCAGAUUUCAAGUGGAAAGAUAUCAUGGACGCCACCAACAAUCUAAGUAAAGAGUUUGUGAUUGGAUCAGGAGGAUCAGGAGUAGUGUACAGAGCUGAAUUGGCUACUGGAGAAAUUGUGGCAGUGAAGAAGAUUUUGUACAAGGAUGACCUUAUGUCAAAUAAAAGCUUCACAAGGGAGAUUAAGACGCUUGGGAGGAUAAGGCACAGGCAUUUAGUGAAGCUAAUGGGGUACUGUAGCAACAAAGGAGCAGGCUCCAAUCUGCUGAUCUAUGAGUACAUGGAAAACGGAAGCGUAUGGGAUUGGAUACACCAAGAACAAGUUAACAGCAAGAAGAAGAGCCUUGAUUGGGAAGCAAGGUUAAAGAUUGCAGUUGGGCUAGCUCAAGGAGUGGAGUAUCUCCACCAUGACUGUGCGCCAAAGAUCAUUCACAGGGACAUCAAAUCCAGCAAUGUCUUGCUAGACUCGAAUAUGGAGGCACAUCUUGGGGAUUUUGGCCUUGCCAAGACACUCGAUGACAACUUUGAGUCUAACACAGAAUCAAAUACAUGGUUUGCUGGAUCCUAUGGUUACAUAGCACCAGAGUAUGCAUAUUCGCUCAAGGCCACAGAAAAGAGUGAUGUCUACAGCAUGGGAAUUGUGUUAAUGGAGAUUGUCAGCGGAAAAAUGCCGACAGACACGUCUUUCGGAGUGGAGAUGGACAUGGUGAGAUGGGUGGAGACGCAUAUUGAAAUGCAAGGUCAUGCUCGUGAGGAAUUGAUAGACCCUGCACUGAGACCACUCUUAUCCGGGGAAGAAUCUGCAGCGUUCCAAGUGCUGGAGAUAGCACUGCAGUGCACAAAGACCAGCCCGGCAGAGAGGCCUUCAUCACGGGAAGCUUGUGAUCAGCUACUACAUGUUUUCAAUCAUAGGAUGGCGGAGUUUGAUAAGACGAACAUAGAUAAGGUCUGAUAUCAGAUUACGUACAGGUCUGAUAUCAGAUUACGUACAGGUCUGAUAUCAGAAUAAGUACACUGAGGUUUAGUUUUGGCCAGCAACUAUCAUGUAUUGUUGAAGCCACAAUUGUAAGCAGCCAGAAUAUAAGUUCUCUUGAGGCAAGUGUCAAUGAUUGUUUGUAAGAGUUUAUUAUAUUUAUGAUCAAUGGUUUUGUUUUCAGUUUUC